Peromyscus eremicus (cactus mouse) is the source of this 729-nucleotide messenger RNA. RefSeq lists its product as uncharacterized. Lineage: Eukaryota; Metazoa; Chordata; Mammalia; Rodentia; Cricetidae. The record is from RefSeq and is a predicted model, not a curated record. The transcript has 4 exons. Bases 1 to 729 code for a protein of 242 amino acids.
AUGGAGCCGGCGGUUCCCGUCCCCGCUACGGUCCCCGGGUCUCCGCCGCCACCAUCAUCCCCGCGCUCCCAGCGGGGCUGCUGGCCUUCUCCCACGGUGGCCGAGGGGGCGGCGGGAAGCCGAGGCCCCACGCACAGAAGUGACAAGUGUUUUCCUUCAGCGAGCGUGUGGAUGCUGCUUCCCGGGACCUACACCGAGCCGGCCACCCGUGCCGGCGUCCCGAGCCCCAGCAGCGUGGAAGAGGCUGAACUGAGCCCCGCUGCGCCAACGGCUGCGGGAGCUGCGGGUACCCCGGCGCCGGGCCACCCCAGCCCGGGGCCUGCUCCGCCCGACGCUCCCUGCGCCGCCCCACCUGGCCCCGGGCGCGCUCACCCUGGAUCCGCUGGCUGCCUCAUCCUACUGCGCCGGCGACCGUGCUCCGCGGCCGCCGCGGCUCCGGCUCGGGCUCUGGCUGGGGCCGCCGUGCUGCCGCCCGCCCGCCCCCGGGCACCGGCCGCCCCGCCCCGCCGGCAGACCCGCCCCGCGGCCGCGGCCCCCACCACCAACCACAGGGCGGAGGGGGCGGAGUCAGCCGCGCACCAGACACGACCAAUCCAGCCUGUGCCGCGCGCCUGCGAGAGGCCGCGGGGAUCGGCCGGCGACUGGUCAGGGCUGUUAAAGGAGCUGCGGCGCUUUGGACGAGAGCGAAGGGGCAGCCCCAAGGCCCUAGAGUCCCAGACACCUGUGUGA